GAAUAACAGUGCGUCACCACCGGGCGCACGCUGGUUAAAUCAACGUUGCUUCCACAUCUUUUUUUUUCUUCAAUUAAAUUACUUUCAACCAACGUGGAGCUGGCUGGUAAUAUACGUUGAAUUGACGUCUGUGCCCAAGUGGAUAUAUUCGUGUAGAUUUCGUGAUGCGGAAUGCAUGCGUAAAAUCAGACAGAGGCGACCUACACAAGAGCCAACAUGACACUUCACCACUGCUUGUUUUACCUCUAAACAAACAUGCAUCCUGAACGACGUGCUUUCCUCUAUUCUUACGUGCAAUAAUACAUUAGAAGACUUAGAAGAUGGAGAAUAUAUCUAUCUCGAACACCCGCAGGGUAUUUCCGGUGGUGUGUAACGAAUCCACGGACUAUUAUUAUCUGAGCGCGACUAACCGGACAGAUCUGAACUGCACUCCCCAAUCAGAGUUCUACUUUUACGCGGACCUCUAUGUAGUCCUGCCUGUGAUAUAUUCGGUAAUAUGCGCCGUGGGGUUAACGGGGAACACGGCCGUUAUUUACGUUAUCCUCAAAGCGCCCAAAAUGAAGACCGUGACCAAUAUGUUUAUCCUAAACUUGGCGAUAGCCGACGACCUGUUUACCUUGGUCCUACCCAUCAACAUCGCCGAGCAUCUGCUCCACUACUGGCCCUUAGGAGAGGUGCUGUGUAAGAUCAUCCUGAGCAUAGACCACUAUAACAUCUUCUCCAGUAUCUACUUCCUGACGGUCAUGAGUGUGGACCGUUAUCUGGUCGUCCUGGCGACGGUGCGUUCAAAGCGUAUGCCAUACCGCACGUACCGCGCGGCCAAGAUAGUGAGCCUGUGCGUCUGGAUCCUCGUGAUUCUCAUCGUGAUGCCGUUCACUGUAUUCGCCGGGGUCUAUAUCAGUCCCGAUGACUUGGAACGGAAAAGCUGCGUUCUCAGCUUCCCAAGCCCAGAGAGUUUGUGGUUCAAGGCGAGCCGGAUAUACACCUUGAUCCUCGGCUUCGCCAUCCCUGUGUCGACCAUAUGUAUUCUCUACACCAUGAUGUUGUACAAACUACGGAACAUGCGCCUCAACUCCAACGCCAAGGCUCUGGACAAGGCUAAAAAGAAAGUAACUAUUAUGGUGUUUAUAGUCUUAGCGGUGUGUCUGUUCUGUUGGACAGGGUUUCACCUCAGCACCAUAGUGGCUCUCACCACCGACCUGAGGACCACUCCGCUGCUCAUCGGGUUGUCCUACUUCAUCACCAGCCUCAGCUACGCCAACUCUUGUCUGAACCCUUUUCUUUACGCCUUCCUGGAUGACAGCUUCAGGAAAGCGUUCAAAAAGAUGCUAGAAUGUAGACCGGCAGGAAUGUAGUCGCCUACAGGUUUAGUGGAUUCAUGUCAAUAUGGUAUGUUAAUAUUGAUGCCAUUCAAAACAAACUAUGAUCAUAUUAUUUAUGUUUGCUUGAAUCUACAUUAGGUGAUUAUUAUUGUUGCCAUGGUAUGACUUAAAUAUUUAAUAUGGUAUAUAUAAUAUGGAAUAUAUCAUAUGGAAUCAUAUAGAUUCUGGCCAGGAUUGGAGGGGAGUUUUUCUUUUUCAUGGACAUUUGUCUCCCCCUGGUGUCCUGAGAGGGCAGGUAGUCUACACUGUAGUGAGGGCAGGUAGUCUACACUGUAGUGAAGGCCGGUAGUCUACACUGUAGUGAAGGCAGGUAGUCUACACUGUAGUGAGGGCAGGUAGUCUACACUGUAGUGAGGGCAGGUAGUCUACACUGUUCUGAGGGCAGGUAGUCUACACUGGAGUGAAGGUAGGAAGUCUACACUGUAGUGAAGGCAGGAAGUCUACACUGUAGUGAGGGCAGGUAGUCUACACUGUAGUGAAGGCAGGUAGUCUACACUGUAGUGAAGGCAGGUAGUCUACACUGUAGUGAAGGCAGGUAGUCUUCACUGUAGUGAAGGCAGGUCGUCUACACUGUAGUGAGGGCAGGUAGUCUACACUGUAGUGAAGGCAGGUAGUCUACACUGUAGUGAGGGCAGGUAGUCUACACUGUAGUGAAGGCAGGUAGUCUACACUGUAGUGAGGGCAGGUAGUCUACACUGUAGUGAGGGCAGGUAGUCUUUGCUGUAAAUAUAUAGGCGUUAUUCUGGCCUGUCAUUGUGAACCAUAGACAAACUGGGUCAACUAUAGUGGAUAGUCCUAAUACAACUAAAGAUGUGAACUAAUUCUACCUUUCAGUCAGUCUAUCUUACGGAUAAUAAUAACAAUAUCAACAUAUUUCCAUGUUCAAGUUCAAAUAAUCAUUUGUGUUGACAUGACACACUUUGAAAAUGACUUGUUGCUUUUCCGAUACCAAGAGAGUCCACAUGUUGUGUUCAUAGGUAGCAGUUAUACACUGUAUCAUACAGACAUA
Messenger RNA from Salmo salar (Atlantic salmon), 2391 nucleotides. NCBI's taxonomy places the organism in Eukaryota, Metazoa, Chordata, Actinopteri, Salmoniformes, Salmonidae. The record is from RefSeq and is a predicted model, not a curated record.